AUGGGAAAGCGUGUCCACGUGAACCUGAAACAGACGCCACCUUGUAGCGCUUCACCGUGUGUGCCGCGACAGGCUGUGAUAUCUUCCGCUUGCUGGACGUCCCGAUCCAGUGCAUUGUCUUCUUCGAGCGCUGUAUCCCGUGUAGCAACAGGGUCGGAGCAAAAUUAUGCAGGGCAGCACCUGCAUUCUGGUUUCAACAUGAAUGAUGCGUGUGCAAGGCAGCACGCAAGUGUAGAUCCUUUGUUUCACCAAACAUCUACAGAGUCGUCUGCGCCUACUUCCGGCACAGCGGGUUGCUUCUGGACAGCAUGGCAACUGCUUUGUCGAUGGCUGCAGGAUGCAAGUCGGCGAAAUGCUGUCGCCGGCGCAGAAGGCAAGGCCGUGCUUGUUGAGACCGAUGAGGUACCUUCCGCGGCUCUUGUCUGCUUGGAGGUCGAUGCUGGAACAAUUGGCACCCUACUGUGCACCGGCUCAGUGUGGCUGAAGGUGUUAAGUUUCUGCAGUGUCCAUGAGGCCGCAUCCUCGGUGCCCUGCUGUACCGAGACGUUGGCAGGCGCACGCGACGGAUAUGGCCGCUUACUCGCUGGCUCCGUCACGCUCUCACGCGGAUGUGCUGCAAUGGAGCAGCUUGCCAGGAUUUCACCCCACUUACUCGUCAAGCUGAGUUUGCCCAGCCUGGCGUCCGGUGCGGAAAGCGAAGCAGUCUUGAAGAUGCUUGCGCAGAUGAGGGGCGAGCUGAGGGCGCUCAAGGAGGUUUCUGUCCACAUCGCCCCACCGCGACUGCCGAGA
Symbiodinium necroappetens is the source of this 789-nucleotide messenger RNA. NCBI's taxonomy places the organism in Eukaryota, Dinophyceae, Suessiales, Symbiodiniaceae. The record is from the annotation of a GenBank genome assembly.